AUGCACGAUAAUCAGCAGCUCCAGGCCUUGCGUGAACACUGCAAGACUCUGGAGAUGCAAAUUCUCAAAGUUACAGCUGAACGUGAUACCAUCAUGGCUGCUUUUCAAACGCUCGCCAAUGCUGUACAAAUCCCUGUCACUGACCCCCUUCAGUUCAACCCUAAAUUCACUUCUGCUCCAACAAGUGAUUCCCACCGCCCAAAUGCUCAGACGCAUCCCAAGGUCCGCUUCUGGAACAAAGCGGACUACCUCGACUGGUUGGAUUCUGUGGAGGCAACCUCAGGCGAUCGCGGAAAACUGCCCUUCCUGGAGGAUGAAAAUGGCAACUCGAUAUCGGAAGCCGUGGUUGAAGCUAUCCGAAAGUCACUACGGGGGGCAUGGUCUGAGCUUGCCACCCGUAAUCUAGCGCCAUCCUCCUGGGGAAAACUCUCAGCAUCCGGAACUCAGUUGGUGAAUACUAUCAUGGACAAUGCGCAUCCUAUCUUCAAGUUGGCUCACAAUAACUGGAAACUUGACUUCCUUGCUACAUCGUCUUAUUCUUCAUGGCGACGAAACCAUCUGGACGACUUUGGCAACUACCGCAAAGCAAAGAAGAACGACAACGACAAUGAUAGCGAUGACGAAAAGCCAAGCUCUUCGAAAGGGAGGAAACGACAACACCGCUUCAAAUCUGAAGCCCUCGCAAAGAAAAUCAAAGUUGAUGUAACCGAUGUUAUUCUACCACCGACACCAGCAUCAUCAUCAACUUGCGAAGUCUUGUCUCCACCUGACGGCGUGUCCUCGUCCCCUCUUCUUCAAACCCUGUCCCUGGAAGGCCAAUCACCGCAAUGCAACCAGGAGCCACCACAAUGCGAGCAACAGUCACCACAACACGACCAACAGCCACCACCACACGACCAAGAGCCACCACCACACGAUCGCGAGCCACCACCACAUGACCACGAGCCACUACAACGCGACCACGAGCCACCACAGAACCUAGUUCAAGCUGUGGAGAAAGACCUGGAAGCCACUCCCGAGAUCGCUGCACCUCCAGUGCUUGUGCCCGAAGUUGUCCCAGUACUACAAUCUCCUUUCAAACAGCAAGUGCCAGCCCAUUGCUCUCCUACAAGAUCUCUCGAAGACAAGGAGAAUCCGUCAAAUAUUCCCGCGCCAAAGCCAAUCAAAGUCGUGAAUCCACUUACUGCACUCGCAACCGCUGCUGCGCAAAUCAGCUUCUCUCCACUUCCUCCCAUCUCGGAGUCCGCACCCACUAACACGUCAUCUGAUUCUGCGAAGGCCUCAACUAGUAAGGCUACAAAAACCGGAGGCAAAGCAAAGAUGCGCCCGAGUCCCACUAGAAACGGACGCAACUUGUGCGCGCUGCGCUGGCUGAAGCAAUUGAAGACAAAUGGGACAACGGAGGAGUUCUGCACAUACUACACGAAUUUGACGCCAGAGCAGCGCAAGAAGUACGACGAUGAAGCAGCUAAAUUGCCACUAUUCUGA
Messenger RNA from Suillus fuscotomentosus, 1488 nucleotides. RefSeq lists its product as uncharacterized. NCBI's taxonomy places the organism in Eukaryota, Fungi, Basidiomycota, Agaricomycetes, Boletales, Suillaceae. Bases 1 to 1488 code for a protein of 495 amino acids. The transcript has 7 exons. The record is from RefSeq and is a predicted model, not a curated record.